AUGAUCAGAUUGUCUAGAAUAACAACGUUUUCAGGCUACACAUGUCCCGGAGCUUCGAAGAUGAAGUGGUUUUUUGUAAAACCGUACGUGAGAGCAGAUCCUACCAGCCUGAUUCAUUAUCCCGAGACCUCGAACAUAGAUAAAAGGAAGAUCGAUUGGAUGUAUGAUAAGCCUUACGACAGGUCGGAAGUCAUUUCCGUGUAUGGCCCGAAUACAAUUGAACUGCGCAACCUGCCAAUGGGAAGGACUCCAGAGUACCUUCAGGAGAGGCUCAGAAGGUUCUUCUCAAAGUUUGGAGUCGUGUCGUUCUGUAGGUGUAAACCUCACGACCUGGACCCCUACCAGUGUAACGGCACCGGUUACGUCACAUUCAGAAGUAAGAAGGCGUCGAUAGAGGCAGCGUCAGCUAACUUGGUGUUUCCGUUCACACUCCACAGUAAAAAGAUAGCAAUUCGGCAUCUGGACACCGAUAGGACCAAUGACCCAGAUUAUUUAUAUAAGAACCAGCAUUACAAUAAGCAAAUCCUCGCAAUAGCCAAGGACUUGUACGCGAAGAUAUAUAAAACGGGAAUAUGUGACCUGAGUAAAAUAUCGCACGGACUUUACGAAAGGAACUUCUACACGGGAAAGUUGCACAAAGCAGGACUCUCAAUAUUCAUGAGAUUUGGAAGCUGGGCUGGAUUUUUAAAUUUUGAGCCUUUUAGAGAAUUAUUUAAAGUUGAAGAUGGCAAGGUUACCCUUCUAUUGACCGGAGACGAGAAGAUGGAAAGAGUAAUGAAACUAGCGGAAAUAAUACUAGGUCGUAUGCUCGAGGAGACUGUAACUAGGGACUGGAGGGAAGGGAAGCCCAAAUUGAUAGAGCAGGCGCAGAAGGAAGUAGACGCGCUGUACUAUAUGCAGCCUCUUCCGGAACAGCUGCAGCUGCUUUCAAGGAGCCACAACAUGUAUCGCCUACAUGACGAACGCCACCUCUUUAAGAUAUCAAUAAAGCAGAAGCGUAACGAGGCCAGAAGGCUGUACAGAAGUAUGAAAAGAGCACAGGUUGAACAAUGA
Molecule: messenger RNA, 1053 nt
Organism: Theileria orientalis strain Shintoku
Lineage: Eukaryota; Apicomplexa; Aconoidasida; Piroplasmida; Theileriidae
Exons: 3
Coding region: 1-1053 (350 amino acids)
Molecular function (GO): RNA binding
Source: RefSeq, a predicted model, not a curated record